Molecule: messenger RNA, 1355 nt
Organism: Rhagoletis pomonella (apple maggot)
Lineage: Eukaryota; Metazoa; Arthropoda; Insecta; Diptera; Tephritidae
Product: E3 ubiquitin-protein ligase MARCHF8-like
Exons: 3
Coding region: 996-1331 (111 amino acids)
Biological process (GO): antigen processing and presentation of peptide antigen via MHC class II; immune response; protein polyubiquitination
Cellular component (GO): cytoplasm; late endosome membrane; early endosome membrane
Molecular function (GO): zinc ion binding; MHC protein binding; ubiquitin protein ligase activity
Source: RefSeq, a predicted model, not a curated record
AUAAAGUACACAAAUUAAUUUUUAACCACAUAACCUGAUAACCAAGCAGGUGUUAAAAACCUCAUGAAAAUCUAAUCAUACAUACGCAUAGGGCAUUUUAAAAAGUGGCAUAACUCUUGUUUUUGGUACUAACACGUUCAAAUUUUUAAGGAAGUUGUAUUUUAAUAUAUCCCACCAAAAUCUGUGGAAAACGCAGUUUCCAAAAAAGUGUUCGAAACUCCAUACUUAUGUAAUUACAAAGGCCUUAUCCAACACUUUUUUUUCGAAACUGCGUUUUUCACAGAUUUUGGUAGGAUGUGUUAAAACACACCAUCAAAAAUAAAAAAUUUUGAAGUGUUAUUACCAAAAAUACCGGAGCUACAUGCCCCUUUUUAAAAAGCCCUACCUGGAGCGAGAUUCUGUAAACAGUUAGCGACAAUUUUCGGAUCGCUAUCGCACUUUUUGACGCAUGAUAUAAAUGUUUUUGCGUCAAAAAGUGCGAUAGCGAUUCGAAAAUUUCGCUGGUUACAGAAUCUCCCUAUUUUGGAUACUUAUUUUAUAACGUUUUUUGCUUCUGUAAAAUAAAAAAUCGUUAGUUAGGGCCUUUGUGAAAUAAAUUGAUGAUAUAUAUGUACAUAUAAGCUGUUCAGUGCACAAAUUGAUUAACUCCAGCAACCAAAAGUUGGGAGAUGCGAUCAAAUGUACAUUAUUUUUUAAUAUUCCAUUUAUAUUAUUAAAUCAAACAAAUAAUGUUAUAAAUAUUAUGUACUAUUUUAUUUUAUAUAAAGUUAUUAUAAAGGUAAUAAGUUAUGACUAUACUAAGUGCUUUGACACUUAAAUUUAAGAUUUUUUUAGAAAAAGGAGUUAAUCGAUGUAUGCACUGAUCGGCUCAUAUAGAUUGAGUGUUCAUGAAUCAACGCAAGCGAAAAUAUUAAAAAUAUAAUUAGUGCUAUAACAAAAGAAAAUAUAUUUAAUGAGAUAUUCCGCAAUUGAAAUAAAGAAAAUAAAAUAGCAGAAUGCAUUGUGAUAAUACGAAAACAUCAUCAGAAAUAGAACACGUUGAUUGGAGCACUGGCACCGGCUCAGGACAUCACUAUGCUAAUGUCAGAUUCGGUUCCGGGAGCAGUCAGGCAUCUCAGAGUAGCGGCGAUAUUUGUCGCAUCUGCCAUUGUGAAAGUGAUCCACAAAAUCCCUUGCUGACGCCAUGUUACUGCGCGGGUAGCUUAAAGUACGUACAUCAGGCAUGUCUCCAACAAUGGCUAACUGCAUCAGAAACGAAUGCCUGUGAGUUAUGCAAAUUUCCAUUCAUAAUGCAUACAAAAAUCAAACCAUUCAAUGAGGUAAGUAAUUGAAGUUUAAUACGGGUAAAAAUGUAA